Centruroides sculpturatus (bark scorpion) is the source of this 2979-nucleotide messenger RNA. RefSeq lists its product as uncharacterized. NCBI's taxonomy places the organism in Eukaryota, Metazoa, Arthropoda, Arachnida, Scorpiones, Buthidae. The transcript is spliced from 2 exons. The record is from RefSeq and is a predicted model, not a curated record. Bases 1376 to 2896 code for a protein of 506 amino acids.
UCCAAAAAUAUGCGAUUAUUUUCUGCUUACGAUAAAUGAAACUAAAUGUAAGAAAUACAACAAGAUUGUGAAGGAUCACGUCAAAUUUGAGUUUAUACAAAAAAUGUUCAUAGUAUCAACAGAAGUGAUUCAUCCUACAUUAAGUGGCAAAAGACUGAGAGAAUAUGAAUGUGCAAAGAAAAUCUAUUGAAGAAAAAACUUCAGACUUGGCAGUACUGAUUAAAUUUUUAUUGCAUUGCUAACAGCAAUAUAUUAAAGAGAAUUUACAGAAAACUAAAUAUGACAAACGUUAUUCAACAUUUCCUACUGGUUUAAGAAAAUUGCUGCUCGCUUUUUUAAGGAAAAAAGAAACAGUUAGCAAGACGAAGUGAGUAAAGCUAUCCGUUUCUCAUUGUCAAAAUACAUGACUAUAAAUAUUCAUAAUGGGAGUCAGCAUUGGUUUCUUGAUAAGAUUAAAGCAUAUAAAGUUUUGUAACUUUCUAAAUUACACCAGAAAUAUACAGAUAGUUAACAAAAUAUUAAAAGAGUUUGGGAUAGAUUUUAAUACUCAUGUUUCCGAAUGUAUCCUACGACUGAUGUAUUGUACAAUUCUUUUUAUUCACGAUACUGAUAUACUGUACAUUCAUGACAUUGCAUUCAUUUAGCAGUUUUAGAUGUUUUGUAAUUCAAAGCUAGAGAGUGUAUCGAUGAAAAAAUAGCUGAUGCAGACAGCGAAGACGAUGAUGAAAACAUAAAUAAUAUUAUUAUGGAUUAUAACAACGUUUAGUCAUAAUAUUAAUAAAGACCGGAAAUGGAUUUCAUGUUUGAGAUAAAUAUUGACACAAAUGAAGCACUAAAACUUACUAAAAAUAAUUUAACAGAAAUUAAGAAAGUAUGAAAAAUAUGCCGAAUGUUUCGUAAAUCUCUUGUGUAGAAUAGCAGAAUUAUAUUUUGUAAAGGAGGAAUUCAGUGGAGAAGAAAAGAAGCUUAUCGUAGACUGCAAGACAUGAUGGAAUAUUCUCCUUUCUAUGAUUGAACGUUUUAUAAAGCUAAGAAACUGCAUUCCUGACGGUCUUCGCGCUGUAGCUUCAACAGAAAAUGUCUGAAGAGGAAUGGAAUUUGUUGGAUAACUUUGCUGAACUUUUCGUUUACUUGAAUUUGUUUUGAAGGUUCUUUGCUCUGAAAAAGCAACUUUACUUAAAGCUAGCAUGCUUAUGAAAAUUUGCCUUAAGAAACUAGAUAGUAAAGAAAACCCUAUUGUUGAAAAUAACAAAGAUUGCUUUACCGAACGCUAUUCAUCAAGAAGACAGAAGGAAGUCAUCGUAUUGUUGAGGUGGUGACCGUCAGGAAAGCUGCUCCUCCUUUCACUUCCGAAUAAUUGGUUGGGAUCGAACCCAUGACCAAGAAGACUCGAGGAUGGCGAGAUUCAAAAAGCGUGGCAAAGGCCAAGAAGUUGGCAGAAAGGCGAUCUCUGUCCUGGUACAUGGCUGCUGUCUUCUUGGCCUUUUUCGCUCUGAUGUUGUUUUUCGAAGUAUUUCUCAUCAAGGACGAGAACAGUUCCUACAGACAUCUUUAUACAGAACUCGAUUACUCCGAUUACAGAUUCAAUAACGGCAGGAAUCGAAGAUUAGAAAUCGUCCCGCCUUUCCAUGUGGCUAGGGAGUUAGCUAGAGUUUUGUCAGACGUGGGACCGGAAGGACUAUUAGAAGAAAACAUCACAUCCAAUAGUUGGAAGAUAUCAGACGAACCUGAUCACUGGCAGAUGGUGCGUGGUACGAAGAAUAAAUUUUUUGUAUUUUCAGCAUAUUUCGAUGACAGGCGAGGUAAUUACAUUCGAGUUAUCUCGGCAGCUAGGACACGUAUUGCAGACAGAGUAGUGUGUAAAUUCUGGUUUAGGAAUGGCCGUUCUCCCGUAGCUGUCUAUGCUACUAACAAACUCAUACGAGAAAAUUGGAAUUUGAAGUACAGCGCUUACUUCAUACUUUGUCCACUACAGAGAGACGUGGGCCAAAUUCCCGACGAAGUAUCUAUCAUAAAACUUGGAGAUAGCCGCUCGUCCAAUCGUCUAGUCGUUCAUAAUAACCAUGCAUCUGGAUCACCCGCAGAGGGAAUCGCAGUAUGCAUCAAACCUCUACAUUAUAAUUAUAAUAAAUUGGUCAAUUUAGUGGAAUUUGUGGAAUUAAAUCGUUUACUUGGUGUACAGCACUUUUUUCUUUACAAUGAUACCAUUGGGCCUGCAGUUUCUUGUGCUCUCCAGUAUUACAUCAAGGAAGGUAUCGUCACCGUUUUACCUUGGAAAUUAGAUUUAAUUUCUCAGAAAGAAAUCAGAACAGAAGGAUUGUUUGCUGCUUUAAAUGAUUGCUUGUAUAGAACAAUGUAUAAACACCGUUUCGUAUUGAUGAUUGAUCUAGACGAAUAUAUUAUACCACAUGCUAAUGCUUCACUAACUGAUUUGAUUGCAUUCCUGCAAAAGAAGAGUUCCCACCGUGCAGGAGCUUUCUCGUUUCAAAAUUCUUUUUUCUAUCUGCACUGGCCCAAUGAUCCCAAUUCGGAGGGGCUGCCCUAUCAACUAAUAACUCUUCAAAAGACUAUCAGAAAAACCAAGUUACAUGCCCACAAACAACGUUCCAAAUGUAUCGUUCUGCCCGAGAGAGUAGUAGAAAUGGGCAACCAUUUUGUUUGGGAAUUUGCGCCAGGGAGAACUAUGGUUAAUGUGGGACCCGAUUUGGGUUUCCUGCACCAUUAUCGCGUUUGCGAAUUUGGCGGAACGGACUGUAUUAACACAACCUCCACUGUGGAUAGAACCGUUUAUAUGUGGAAGUCGGCUCUUCUAGAUGCUGUUUCAAGCAGACUCGAUGAAAUCCAACAUCUCUGCUCCCUAUCCUUGAACGAUACGCGAAAAUUGGAUACUUGGUGAUAUUGUAUGUUUGUAUUGAUUGUAAAUAAAUGUUUUUGUCAGACUGUGAUUGAUUUUUUUCAUUAACAUUUGUAUAAUAGCAU